AUGGAAAACUACACCAUGGACUUGGCCGACUUGGCACUGACAACAGAAUUCGACUACAGCGAUUCAGCGCCAUGCAUGGGAACUGAGGAAAAGCACUUUGCAGCAAAACUUUUGCCACCACUUUAUUCUUUGGUGGUGAUAUUUGGCCUCACAGGCAACAUGCUCGUUGUCCUUAUCCUGGUAAAAUACAAGAGAUUGAAGAGUAUGACUGACAUCUACCUGCUCAAUUUGGCAAUUUCUGAUUUGCUGUUUGUAUUUUCUCUCCCUUUUUGGGCUUAUUACGCUGUUCACGACUGGAUUUUUGGGGAGGCACUGUGUAGAAUUCUCUCAGGUGUCUACCUCCUUGGCUUCUACAGUGGGAUCUUUUUCAUAAUCCUGUUGACCCUAGACAGGUAUCUGGCCAUAGUGCAUGCAGUGUUUGCUUUAAAAGCUAGGACAGUUACCUACGGCAUCCUCACCAGCGCUUUCACUUGGGCUGUUGCUAUUUUGGCUUCUGUUCCUGGGAUAGUAUUUCACAAAACUCAGAAGGAAAACUCACGUUACACUUGCAGUGCUCAUUAUCCAUCGGAGCAGAGAAAUGCAUGGAAGCAAUUCCUGACCUUAAAAAUGAACAUCCUGGGACUCGUUAUUCCAAUGUUAAUUAUGAUCUGCAGCUACACACAAAUUAUAAAGACAUUACUGCAAUGUAGGAAUGAGAAGAAACAUAAAGCAGUCAGGCUUAUUUUUAUCAUCAUGAUUGUCUACUUUUUUUUCUGGGCACCAUAUAACAUUUGCAUUCUCUUGCGUGAUUUUCAAGGUUCAUUUUCCAUCACUACUUGUGAAGGCAGCGGUCAAUUGCACAAAGCAACCCAAGUGACAGAAACAAUCUCAAUGAUCCACUGUUGUAUCAAUCCUGUGAUCUAUGCGUUCGCUGGAGAAAAAUUUAGGAAGUAUCUUCAUAGCUUUUUCCGAAAGCAGAUUGCAUUCCACUUCUCUAAAUACUGUCCCGUUUUCUAUGUUGACACAGCUGAACGGGCUAGCUCCACCUACACACAAUCUACUGGAGAACAAGAACUUUCUGCUGCAUUGUAA
Nipponia nippon (crested ibis) is the source of this 1071-nucleotide messenger RNA. Lineage: Eukaryota; Metazoa; Chordata; Aves; Pelecaniformes; Threskiornithidae. The record is from RefSeq and is a predicted model, not a curated record.